Myzus persicae (green peach aphid) is the source of this 1613-nucleotide messenger RNA. RefSeq names its product V-type proton ATPase subunit D-like. Lineage: Eukaryota; Metazoa; Arthropoda; Insecta; Hemiptera; Aphididae. Bases 234 to 965 code for a protein of 243 amino acids. Gene Ontology annotation, molecular function: proton-transporting ATPase activity, rotational mechanism. The record is from RefSeq and is a predicted model, not a curated record. The transcript has 6 exons. Gene Ontology annotation, cellular component: proton-transporting V-type ATPase complex.
AUGUGAUUGUGUUUGUGUACACACCGUCACACCGCUGUUUAGUGCACACUGCAGUAAACUAUCACUAAAAGUCAGCACUCAGCAGCGGAUUUCUAAAAUAUUAGGGAGCUGCUCGCUAAGGAUAAAUUGUUUUUACAAGUUCGUCAUGUUAUUUGAUAGUUACUCAAUUUUACAGUUUUAAGAUCUUACCUAUCUAUUAAUUUAUUAGUUUUUACCACAGUUAGUAAUUAAUCAUGUCGGGAAAAGACAAAUUGCCAAUAUUUCCAUCUCGCGGUGCUCAAACAAUGAUGAAAGGGCGUCUUAUGGGAGCGCAAAAAGGUCAUAGCUUGUUAAAAAAAAAAGCUGAUGCUUUACAAAUGAGAUUUCGUUUGAUUCUUGGUAAAAUUAUUCAGACAAAGACAUUGAUGGGCGAGGUAAUGAAAGAAGCAGCAUUUUCUUUGGCCGAAGCAAAAUUCACAACUGGUGAUUUUAAUCAAGUUGUUUUGCAAAACGUAACAAAAGCUCAAAUAAAAAUACGCACUAAAAAGGAUAAUGUUGCUGGUGUGACAUUGCCUGUUUUUGAAAGUUACCAGGAUGGUACCGACACUUAUGAAUUAGCAGGUUUAGCUCGAGGGGGUCAACAAUUGGCUAAGCUUAAAAAAAAUUAUCAAACUGCAAUUAAACUUUUGGUUGAAUUAGCGUCAUUGCAAACAUCUUUUGUUACUUUAGAUGAUGUUAUUAAAAUAACAAAUAGAAGAGUCAAUGCUAUUGAGCAUGUUAUUAUACCCAGAAUUGAAAAAACACUUGCAUAUAUUAUUUCCGAGCUUGACGAAUUGGAGCGAGAAGAAUUUUACAGGUUAAAAAAGAUUCAAGAUAAAAAGAAAAUUUCCAAUAAAAAGAAAGAACAACUUAAGAAAGAUAUGAAAGAAGCUAAUGCUAAAUAUGGUAACAUGUUGGAUGAAGGAGAUGAGGAUUUAUUAUUUUAAAUGAAGCAAUAAUAAAGAUAUCUUGCUUCUAAUAUAUAAUAUAAAUUAGGUACUGUACAAGAUCAUUGAGUAAUUAUUUAACUAAUUAUAAAAAAAAAUUGUACUUCAUACUCUUAUAGUAAUUAAAACAAAAUCAAAUUAAUGUUUACAUUGUUCACAAUAUUAAAUAAUUAUUUUCAGUUACCAUGUAAUAUGCUCUCAUCCUCAUUAAACUUAGGUAAAUAUACUAUAUUUGAUGCAAAGUAAUUAUAUUUUGAUUUAUACAUAAUACAUAUAGGUACGUACCUAAAAGUAAGAAUUCUAUGGUUUGAUUGUUAAGCUUCAAAAUGAAUGUACUUUUUUAAGAUAUAAAAUAGAUAGGUGUGUUAUUACUUACUAGACAUAUUAAUUUUAUUGGUUUAUAUUAGAUAAGAGUUUGUCUGUUAUAGAUGGUAAAUGUUUAAAUAUUUUUAUUUUAUUUUUGUGUAAUGAACAUUCCAUUAUUCGUCUAAUUACUGAGAUAAUAUCUCAUCAGAAUUAUUGUGUAUGUAAUGAAAUAAAUAACUUUAACAUGCAUAUUUGUUCACCACACCAUGAAAGAAGUUUUUGUUUCUAUUAUUGUUAUAACUUAUAAUAUACUUAUAAUUCAUUAUAUUCUAUACUAAUAAC